This is a messenger RNA of Paraglomus occultum, 2502 nucleotides long. Lineage: Eukaryota; Fungi; Glomeromycota; Glomeromycetes; Paraglomerales; Paraglomeraceae. The record is from the annotation of a GenBank genome assembly.
AUGGAAAAACUGCUACAGCCGCUAAGGGAACAAGGCAUGAUUGAUGAUAAAUCAUUAGGAUCAGCGCCAAAGAAACCUCGGUUGAGCAAUGGAGCUACUUUUGACAUAUUUAGUGCCAACCCUGAUAACGGUACGACUUCUUCUUUAUCAUCAUCAGACAGAGUAUACACCUCUCCACCGAGCUCAAAAAACCUAUCAAACUUGGAAAAUUAUAACACAUACCAGAAUCCGAUCGAACAAACAAAUGUCUGGGAACAGCCGCAACUGAACAUUCAUAAUGGACAAUUAUCUCCAAGUGACGACGUCUCCGUCGAUAAUUCAAAAAUAAUAGAUGAAUCAGACGACAACAACAGCACGUGUCAAGAAGGUCAUAAGGGUGACUUGUUAUUUUUUGGCAAAACAUCUGCUCACCCCGGUUUUAGACGCUUGGGCGAAUGUACUCCCCCCGAAGAGGGGAAUUUAUCUGCGAAUGAAACAUCGCUUCCCAACGUGGCUCAAUCAGGAAUAUUUAACGCGUCCAUGUUUCAAGCACUACCAUACCCUUUUGCAUUUCCUCGUGGAGACAGUUAUCCGCCAAGUGAUAUUAUAGAUCAUUUAUCCUUGUGUUUUUUUAAUCAUAUGAUCAACCACACACCAAUGUUUCAUGAGCCCACGUUGAGGUUCAGACUAAGGACAAGGAAGGCUUCGCCCUUUUUGGUUUGGGCUUUGUGUGCAGUAGCUGCUCGUUAUUCUGAUUUACCAGGUAUUGCGAAAGAUCCACCUCAUUCUGCCGGUGAUGUUUUUGCUGAAAGGGCGAUUUCAUACAUGGCCGAGUCGUUUGAUGACCCCAACGUCGAAAAUGUUCAAGCUAUCCUUUUACUCUGUCUGCAUAGUUUCGGAUCAGCGAAAGGACCGCGCUCAUGGAUGUACAUCGCAAUGGCCGUGAGAAUGGCCCAGGCAUUAGGAAUGCAUAAAGAGUUCGCUGACGUAUCUUGCAUGUAUGCCAAGAAAGGAAAUUCUCAUCAAGCGUUUAUAUACCGCGAAAUCCGUCGAAGGGUCUUCUGGGUUUGUUUCGUCAUUGAUAGAUUUUCUGCAUGUGCACUCGGUCGUCCAACAAUAAUCGACGAAGGCGACGUCGAGAUAAGACAACCAUGUGAUGACAGAGAGUGGCGCAAGGAGCAUCCAGCUAUUAGUGACAUGAUGGAUGAUCGUCCGGCAGAAUCACCAGUAAAACGUGGAAGACGAUUUAUUCUUUCCACCAGUGGUGUAUUUUCUUCAUUAACCAGCGUCUCCAUAUUACUUGGCAGAGUAGCACAAUACAUUAACAGAAUGCGAUCAGCCGAUGCGUUGCCCGUGUGGGAUUCAAAGUCAGAAUUUGCUCAAUUAGAAAAUCAACUAGAGUCCUGGUACGAAAGUCUCAGUCAGGAAUUGAAAUGGUCACCGGAAAUGCUCAAAUAUCACGUUGGGAAUGGUAAAAUUGGCGCAUAUGCUGCCAUACUGACGUUAUAUCACGUUUCUAUCGUGGUAUUAAAUAGGCCGAAUGUAGCAACUCUUCAAACAGGGACAGCCCCAGAGUCUCAGUUGGCUUUCUUUCAUAUUUCAGCGGAUAAGUGCAUAACCUCUGCAAGGCGGACGGCUAAAAUUGCAGAAGCACUUCUCGAAGCGAAAUGUACGAACCUCUGCCCAUUCACAUUAUACCCAAUCUUCGCCACUGCUACUAUGCAUAUUAAUGACACAUUUAGUAAUGACAAGAACGUAGUGGAAAUUGCUCAUAAAAAUUUGAACAUAACUGAACGAUAUCUUGAAAUGGUGCGACCUUAUUGGAACAUAGCUGGGAAACUCAUACAUAUGCUUAAACAAAUGCGUAAAUGUCGCACAGAGGAUAUCAUGUGUCCCGAGAGUACCGACUCGGGUUUAAUGGAAUACUGGAAUCGCGCCCACGCAUCUUCGAAACCGAGCUCGAAACCGGAUACUUCAUUUCAGGACGUUAUGUCUGAUUCGAGUCUAGUCGGGUUAUCUUCAUUUGUGACACCUGAAUUUCUAUCUCCGCGAUUUAUGACAACUGAGCUUCCAGACCCUUGGGUGAACUUUAUACGAAGUCCUGGAAUAAUAAGUCCUCGAUCACUCGUGCGACUUAGCAGAAGAGAUCCGGUGGACGACAACACCGUGUAUAAUAACCAGGAUGAUUAUUUUGCGCAAGAUAUGACAUUGUAUAAUGUUGUAAACAAUCAGUUUGCAUAUGAAGGACUGACCGACCCGUUGGCAGCGACAUCAUUAACUGAUCUGUCUACGACGCGAUUGUACCGCACGCCUAGUCUCUUCCGACAGUUGGUAGAUCAGCAAGGACUUGGUGGUGGGGCUCUAAAAGAAAUUACAACAGCAAACGGGACAAACUUAUCAGCUGGCCUUGCAAGUCCGGUAAUUGACAGUCUUGAUGCGGACUUUUACGAUAAUUCAAAUUUAGAAGGAGAGGAUAGUCGGAACGACAACCGCGACAAACACAUAUUGCCGGUGGCUUUAUAA